Messenger RNA from Anopheles merus, 971 nucleotides. RefSeq names its product malignant T-cell-amplified sequence 1 homolog (gene MCTS1). The record is from RefSeq and is a predicted model, not a curated record. Gene Ontology annotation, molecular function: RNA binding. Gene Ontology annotation, biological process: formation of translation preinitiation complex. The coding region runs from base 376 to 924 and encodes 182 amino acids. The transcript is spliced from 4 exons. Lineage: Eukaryota; Metazoa; Arthropoda; Insecta; Diptera; Culicidae.
AUAGGGAAAAUUUUAAGACCGGAAAAGACUCAUUUCUACGAUAGAUCUGAAAACAGCAGAGAUGGCUCCACCGCUGGGAUGGGUCUGGAACUAGAUGGGUCAAAAAUCGCACACUUUUAGGACCUACUCCAAGGCCAUAACUGAGUAACAGGCGUAAAAUAACCAUUAAUCAAACUUGGGCUCAUAAAACUUACGAUAAAAUCCAAAUAAGCAACGGUCACAGAAGACAGAUUCAAAUUUUGAUAGAAAUCGUUCGAAUUGGCAACACUGGACACGUCAACAUUGUCGCUGUCAUUCGCUGACAGCGCCGACAGUACAAUUGUCAAUUUGCCGAGUUCGUCCAAAACAAGACUCAAGCCGUAUCUCUGCCGCACGAUGUUCAAGAAGUUUGACGAAAAAGAAAGCGUCUCUGGGGUGCAGCAACUGAAGUCCUCGGUGCAGAAAGGCAUCCGGGCCAAGCUGAUUGAGCAGUUUCCCACCAUCGAAAACCACAUCGAUCUAGUUUUACCGAAGAAAGAUGCUUUCCGGAUAGUUAAGUGUCACGACCAUAUUGAACUGCUAAUCAACGGCGCAGGCGAGCAGGUUUUCUUCCGUCACAGAGACGGACCAUGGAUGCCGACGUUGAAGCUGUUCCAUCGGUUUCCAUUCUUCCUGCCGAUGGAACAGGUGGACAAGGGUGCGAUCCGGUUCGUACUAAGCGGAGCCAACAUUAUGUGCCCCGGGCUGACGUCACCGGGUGCGUGCAUGACCAAGGUGGAGAAGGGAACGGUUGUGGCAAUAAUGGCCGAAGGCAAGCAGCACGCGCUGGCCAUCGGAUUGACCGCCAUGUCGACCGAUGAUAUUGCCAAAGUAAAUAAGGGCGUUGGUGUGGAAAAUUGCCACUAUCUCAACGACGGAUUGUGGCAGAUGAAACCGAUUAAAUAAAACACGUCCUAAAAGGGCUUUUCUCGAUUGCUGUGUUUUACACGAAA